Messenger RNA from Fusarium mangiferae, 735 nucleotides. RefSeq lists its product as uncharacterized. The coding region runs from base 1 to 735 and encodes 244 amino acids. Gene Ontology annotation, biological process: rRNA pseudouridine synthesis; ribosome biogenesis; snRNA pseudouridine synthesis. Gene Ontology annotation, cellular component: box H/ACA snoRNP complex. The record is from RefSeq and is a predicted model, not a curated record. NCBI's taxonomy places the organism in Eukaryota, Fungi, Ascomycota, Sordariomycetes, Hypocreales, Nectriaceae. Gene Ontology annotation, molecular function: box H/ACA snoRNA binding. The transcript has 2 exons.
AUGGCCGCCGAGAAGCCCGAUAAGAAGGAGAAGAAGGACAAGAAGAGAAGCGACGAGUCCGGCGUCUCCAAGUCCAAGAAGGAGAAGAAGGAGAAGAAGGAUAAGAAGGACAAGAAGGAGAAGCUCGCCGCCGCCCUUGAGGAGAAGCUCCAGCAGGAUGCCCCCGUCGCUGCCGCUGCCGCUGCCAACAUGGACGAGGACUCUGAUGCUGAUGAGGAGAAGGCCGCUGAGCUGCCUCUUGAGCGCACUGUCGUUCCCUUCGCCCUCCCCGUGGCGGAUGAGAAGGGCAUGAAGAAGGUCUACAAGACCAUCCGCAAGGCUGCCAAGAACAACACCCUGAAGCGCGGCGUCAAGGAGGUCGUCAAGACUCUCCGAAAGUCUCCCCCUUCCGCCCCCGGCAACACCUCUUUCCCCGGCGUUGUCAUCAUCGCCGGCGACAUCUCUCCCAUGGACGUCAUCUCUCACCUCCCCGUGCUGUGCGAGGACCACAACGUGCCCUUCAUCUUCGUCACGUCGCGCGCUGAGCUCGGCGCUGCCGCCAAGACUAAGCGUCCUACAUCCGUGGUCAUGAUCAUGGAGAAGGCCGAGGGCAAGAAGUCAAAGGACAAGUCUGCUGACAAGGACGGCGAGGAUGAUGGUGAGGCGUUCGGCGAGAGCUACGCGUCCCUCGUCAAGUACGUGCAGAAGGAGUAUGGCAAGCAGGCUUUCUGGGUCAAGGGUGGAACCAAGUACUAG